AUGCAUUCUCACUACCCACUAGAUUACGCCAAUCAGGCCGUCAAUAGUGAGAUGUGGACAUACGUGGACAGCGGGGGCGGCGAGGGGCGGGCUGCGCCGUGCUCCCGGGGCAAACACUCGGCCACGCUGUUGGGCGGAUACCUGUACCUGUUGGGUGGAAGGGGAGCAGGUGGCUCCGUGCCGCUCAGAGACUUCUGGCGCUUCUCCCUUGCGACUGGUCAAUGGGAGCGCUUGGAGUGCCGCGGGGAUGCCCCGCCCGCGUUGCAGGAGCACACCGCCACGGCGCACGAGAACAGACUCUACGUGUUCGGCGGCGAGGCGGGCUCGUCCUCCAGCGAAACGCCGCUCUGGAUUUACGACACCGAGCUGGAGGUGUGGCGCAAGCUGGCGGGGCAGGUGCGCUGCGGGAGCAGGCGUCGCAGGGGCGCAAAUUCGGGGGCGGGGGCGGGGGGCAGCACGCCCGCCGGCCGCAGGGCCCACUCGGCGCACCCGCUGCCCGACUGCCUGCUGCUCUACGGCGGCUACAUGGACCUGCGCGGCUCCACCAACGAGCUCUGGGCCUUCCACUACGAGAGCGAGACGUGGCGGCAGGUGCGCGCCCUCCGCGCCGGCCCCGCCCGCCACCGGCACGCGGCCGCGCUGCUCGGCGACCGGCUCUACGUGCACGGCGGCCAGUGCGACCUGCGCGACUGCGGCGACCUCUGGCACUACGACAUAGUGUCUAGAGUGUGGACGGCGGUGCGGGGGUCGGGGCGAGCGGCCCCGAGCGCCCGAAGCGGCCACGCCGGUCUCCGCGCGGGCGCUCACCUCUACAUCUUCGGCGGCGAGGCGCGCGGACACGCCACCAACGAGAUGUGGCGCUUCCACUUCGCAACGGAGAGCUGGGAGCGUAUCGAGCAGAGCGCGAAGUGGCCGUCGGCGCGCGCGGACAGCCGCGCGCUGUUAGUGGGAGGGGCGGGCGGCGGCGGAGGGGCGGCGGCGGCGGCGGGGGCGGGGCGAGUGCGCAGCGCGGUGGCUCCGCGGGGCGUCGCGCGCCGCCCUGAGCCGCCGGCCGGCUUCCUGCGCGAGAUCUCGAAGCUGUCGGGGCUGCGGCUGCGGCGCGCCGCGCGCUGCUCCUACACGGCGCUGGCGGGCGAGCGCGACUCCACCGAGAGCCUGCCCAAGUCGCGCUCCGCCCACGUGUUCGCGGACAGCGACGAGAGCCCCGCCGAGGCCGACGAGGCCGAGCCGCGCCGCGACCUCUCGCGGGGGCCGCUCUCGGUGCCCGACUUCGCCGACGUGGCGCUGCCCGCGCCGAAGCAGCACGCGCCCGAGGCCAGGAUCGUCAAGUCCGCCUCGGUGCGGUUCGGCAAGGCGCCCGGCGCGGACGACGAAGCCGAGCUGUCCACGUCGGACUACGCGAGCGCCGAGAAGGUGAACGGGUCCGGCGCGCCGUCGCUGGGCUUCAGCAACCCCCACUACCUGGGCCCGGACGUGAGGAGUCUGGGGAUGGCCAUGACCCCGGACUCGGGCAUGGGCGCGGCCGACAUCGAGCUGCAGGAGUUGGGGGAGCGGCGCGCGAGGAGUGAGCCCAGGGGCGGCAACGCGCGGCUGCACCUGCUGCUGGUGGGCGGCAAGGAGCCCCCGCACCUGGCGCUGCUGCAGAGUCCGCUCUCCAUGUGGACCUACAGGCUCUUG
Messenger RNA from Iphiclides podalirius (scarce swallowtail), 1677 nucleotides. Lineage: Eukaryota; Metazoa; Arthropoda; Insecta; Lepidoptera; Papilionidae. The record is from the annotation of a GenBank genome assembly.